Messenger RNA from Drosophila kikkawai, 1700 nucleotides. It is a transcript of the gene l(2)37Bb, whose product is annotated as lethal (2) 37Bb. Gene Ontology annotation, biological process: mitochondrial respiratory chain complex I assembly. The record is from RefSeq and is a predicted model, not a curated record. NCBI's taxonomy places the organism in Eukaryota, Metazoa, Arthropoda, Insecta, Diptera, Drosophilidae. Gene Ontology annotation, molecular function: oxidoreductase activity. Gene Ontology annotation, cellular component: cytoplasm.
UAGGCAGCACAACCGAUAACAUUUUGCACGUUAUCACUGUUACCAAACAAAACCCAAAACACGGAAUGUGAAUUAUAGCCGCGUUAUAAAUAAGAAAUCCAAAAUGUUGCGGUACAGGCAUGCGGUGCGUCUUAUCCAGAGUCGCUCCUACUCGGCCGGAGCAGCCGGGAGCAGUGGAGGCACUGGCGAUGAAGACAAACACCCGAUUCGGCGAACAUUUCGUUUGCUGGGCAACGAUAUGCGCAAGAUAAAGGAGUUCUUUGUGCCAAAGGACCCGGUUUCCGAGGACCAAGGCGACCGUAUCCUCACCCAGAGCAAAUUCAAGUUUGAGGGGGAGCGUACCCGAGAUCCCACACUGCCGGACGAGUUUCAAACCCACUGCGAUGUGCUGGUUAUUGGCGGCGGCGGUAUAGGCAGCUCAAUAGCGUACUGGCUGAAGGAGAAGGCGCGCGAUGGCCUCAACGUGGUUGUGGUGGAGAAGGAUGACACGUACGCCAAAGCUGCCACCCGCGUCUCCCUUGGUGGUCUGUGCCAGCAAUUCUCCUUGCCUGAGAACAUUCAGAUGUCGCUCUUUGCCGCCGACUUCCUGCGCAACGCCAGGGAACAGUUUGGCAACGAGGUGCCCUUGCAAUUCACGCCGCAUGGCCACUUGUGUCUUGCCGGCGAGGAACAAGCCGAAAGCCUGCUGCGUUCAUCCCAACUGCAAAACGAACUUGGAGCCAGGAACGAGCUGCUGACGGCAGAUCGACUGGCGACACGAUUUCCCUGGCUGAAUACCAAGGGCAUCGCUGUGGGCUGCCAUGGCCUGGAAAAGGAGGGCUGGUUCAACUCGUUGGCCUUGCUCAGCAACUUCCGCCGAUCGGCCAGCGGUUACGGUGCACACUUCGUCAGCGGAGAGGUGGUGGACUUUGACUUCCAUUCCCAAACGGACAUAUCUGUGGUCGGGGAUGCCGGCUCCGACGAGGGCAACUACACUGGCCUGGACAAGGCUAUCAUUCAGCUAUCCGAUGGAACGCGGCGCACCUGCAAGUUUGCCCUGUGCGUGAUAGCAGCGGGAGCCAGUUCCGGGCAGGUGGCUCGACUGGCGCGCAUCGGAGUCGGUCCGGGCAUGCUGCAGGUACCACUGCCCAUUGACGUGCGCAAGCGUUACCUGUACGCCAUCAACACGCAAGCGGAGAAUGCCCCCGGCAUGGCCAUGCCGCUGACUGUCGAUCCCUCUGGCACGUUUAUACGCCGCGACGGAUUGGGUGGCAACUACAUAUGCGGCCACAAUUCGGCGGAGGAGGAUGUCGGCGAUAAGAUGGCGGUGGAUCCGCAGUACUUUGACGAGCAUAUCCGACCCACGCUGGCGACGAGAGUGCCCUCGCUGGGCGAGGCCAAUGUGGUGGACUCCUGGGCUGGCCUGUACGAGCAGAACGUCUACGAUGAAAACGGCAUUGUGGGCGCCCAUCCAUACUACCACAACCUGUAUGUCGCCACCGGAUUUAGUGGGCACGGCAUCCAGCAGUCGCUGGCCGUAGGCCGGGCCAUAUCGGAGCUGAUCAUGGACGGCCAGUUCCGAACCAUUGACCUCUCGCGCCUGAGCUUCGACAGGCUGAUUGUGGACCAGCCCAUGUACGAGCUAAAUAAUGUUCUAAGCUAGGAUUGUUUUGUUUGGUGUGCAUUAAAUGGGCUAAAUGCAUCUAUUAUUAUUAACAAAA